This is a messenger RNA of Callithrix jacchus (white-tufted-ear marmoset), 3530 nucleotides long. RefSeq names its product sphingosine-1-phosphate receptor 2 (gene S1PR2). Gene Ontology annotation, molecular function: sphingosine-1-phosphate receptor activity. The record is from RefSeq and is a predicted model, not a curated record. Lineage: Eukaryota; Metazoa; Chordata; Mammalia; Primates; Cebidae. Gene Ontology annotation, biological process: G protein-coupled receptor signaling pathway. Gene Ontology annotation, cellular component: membrane.
UCUCACGGGUGGGGGCUGGGAGGGGCAGACUGAGAGGUGGGGGGGCGGACAAAGGGGCCCUCGGUGCAGCUCCUGCCAGUCCCCGCGUGCGCCCGGCCCGGCCGGCAGGCCACAUCUGGAAUUCAUUGCAGCCGCAGCCGGAAAGAGGAGAGGAGGGCGGGGCGAGCGGGGGGCAGAAGCGGUGGCUUUCCCCGCCCCCACUUCUGUCCCUGGUCCCUGCCCCGGGACGCUGCCGAGCCCGGCGGGCAGUCCCAGCCCCAGCCGCGGCCGCCCCAGGGACGCAGACGCCAAGGCCCCUCCGGCCAGGGCAGGGAGCCGGGUCGGCCUUGCCAGUUCUGACAGCCCCAUGGCCCCAGCGGGCCUCUGAGCCCCACCAUGGGCAGCUUGUACUCGGAGUACCUGAACCCCAACAAGGUCCAGGAACACUAUAAUUAUACCAAGGAGACGCUGGAAACGCAGCAGACGAGCUCCCGCCAGGUGGCCUCGGCCUUCAUCAUCAUCCUCUGUUGCGCCAUCGUGGUGGAAAACCUGCUGGUGCUCAUCGCAGUGGCCCGCAACAGCAAGUUCCACUCGGCCAUGUACCUGUUCCUGGGGAACCUGGCCGCCUCUGAUCUGCUGGCAGGCAUGGCCUUCGUAGCCAAUACCCUGCUCUCCGGCUCUGUCACACUGAGGCUGACGCCUGUGCAGUGGUUUGCCCGGGAGGGCUCCGCCUUCAUCACGCUCUCUGCCUCCGUCUUCAGCCUCCUGGCCAUCGCCAUUGAGCGCCACGUGGCCAUUGCCAAAGUCAAGCUGUACGGCAGUGACAAGAGCUGCCGCAUGCUGCUGCUCAUCGGGGCCUCGUGGCUCAUCUCGCUGGUUCUCGGAGGCCUGCCCAUCCUUGGCUGGAACUGCCUGGGCCACCUCGAGGCCUGCUCCACCGUCCUGCCUCUCUAUGCCAAGCAUUAUGUGCUGUGCGUGGUGACCAUCUUCUCCAUCAUUCUGUUGGCCAUCGUGGCGCUGUAUGUGCGCAUCUACUGCGUGGUCCGCUCAAGCCACGCUGACGUGGCCGGCCCACAGACACUAGCCCUGCUCAAGACGGUCACCAUUGUGCUGGGCGUCUUUAUCGUCUGCUGGCUGCCCGCCUUCAGCAUCCUCCUCCUGGACUAUGCCUGUCCCAUCCGCUCCUGCGCAAUCCUCUACAAAGCCCACUACUUUUUCGCCUUUGCCACCCUGAAUUCGCUGCUCAACCCUGUCAUUUACACGUGGCGCAGCCGGGACCUUCGGCGGGAGGUGCUUCGGCCGCUGCAGUGCUGGCGGCGGGGGACGGGGGUGCAAGGACGCAGGCGGUCUGGGACCCCGGGCCACCGCCUCCUGCCACUCCGAAGCUCCAGCUCCCUGGAGAGAGGCAUGCAUAUGCCCACAUCGCCCACGUUUCUGGAGGGCAACACGGGGGUCUGAGGGUCAGGUGGAACAACCAGGCCAGGGCACAGAGCGGUUCACAGAGAGGCCACUGGGUGACCCCAGACAGAGACGAGGGGCUGCUGAGCCAGAUGCCCCACCCCACGGACCUGGGUGAUGUUACAAGUAUUUCACACCUGGAAAGGCCAGAUAAGGCACUGACUAGUCACAUAGCAGUCGGGUCCUGAAGGCCAGUGUGGUGGCAAAUGUGACUCCUUUAGAACUGGAUCCUGGGGAGGCCAGGGCAGGGCACCUGUGAAGAGCCAGAGUGACGGCAGGUAGAAUUUAGGGGAGCUCAAGGCAGGAGCACUUUACUACCUGGUACCAAGGAUUUCUCCUUUCUUUUCUCCCUCCCUCCCUCCCUCCCUUCCUUCUCCUCCCUCCCUCCCUCCCUCCCUCUCUCCUUCUUUCUUAUCUUGCUAUGUUGCCCAGGCUGGAACUCAGCAGAGAGGUCUCAGCUCACUGCAACCUCUGCCUCCCGGGUUCAAGCGAUUCUCCUGCCUCCGCUUCCCAAGUAGCUGGGAUUACAGGCUCCCGCCACCAUGCCCAGCAAACUUUUUUUGUAUUUUUCAUAGAGACAGGGUUUUACCAUGUUGGCCAGGCUGGUCUCGAACUCCUGACCUCAUGAUCUGCCUGCCUUGGCCUCCCAAGGGCUGGGAUUACAGGCGUGAGCCACCAUGGUACCCCCAUGCCUGGGGGCACAAAGAAUGACCACGUUUUCCUUUCUGGCCCCCAGCCCUGCACUGAUGUCUCCUCUUCGAAUGUAUCCCUCCUGCCACCUUCUCUGGGUCAUUUCAUGCAACUUCAGAACCACUGUCCCGAAGAGCGAGAGGCCUUCUCUCUGACCCUCCGGGGCCCAAAUCCACAGCUUCCCCAAAUUUCAUCAGCUUCCAUUUCGGACUUCUUCCCGUCUCUCUGAGUCUCGGAAACCACAGCUAGAAGUGGAACGGGGACGGCGCUGAGGCCCAUUCCUCAUUCUCACACUUCAUUGGUCGAUUGCACUAUUUGGGGCACAGAGGAAUCACCAGAGAUGGGAAAAUCAGCUUGAGGGUGCUGUGGAGGGCUUUGGGACUUUGACGUGGGGCGGGUGCAACUUGAGAAAAUUCUAGGGGGUCAAUGUUUGCACAGACAUCCCCCUUUGAAAAACAGCCACCCUUCAGCUAGUCUCAGCUCCACACCUGCAGCUUCAGCUGAAGUACCCGGUCUCCCAAGCAAGACAGAGUGAAGUCUUGAGCCUGAGCCCCUCUGUGUCUUCUUUCAAGAGUUUUUUUUGGGGGGAAAGUUUCAAGAUUUUUGUUUUGUUUUGUUUAUUUGAGACAGAAUCUCACUGUUACCCAGGCUGGAGUGUAAUGGCACGAUCUCAGCUCACUGCAACCUCUGCCUCCCAGGUUCAAGCAAUUCUCCUGCCUCAACCUCCUGAAUAGCUGGGACUACAGGCACCUGUCACCACACCUGGCUGAUUUUUGUAUUUUUAGUAGAGACGGGGUUUCACUAUGUUGGCCAGGCUGGUCUCAGACUCCUGACCUCAAAUGAUCUGCCCGCCUCAGCCUCCCAAAGUGCUGGGAUUACAGGCAUUAGCCACCACGCCCAACCUUCUUCUUUCAAGUUAUAUUGAAUGGAGCAUGGGAGUGGUGGUGGCUAGGGACAUUUCCUGGGGACGUUCUCCCCUAAUCUGCCCCAGAAGAACUUCGCUAAACCCUGUGGAUAAUGGAAGGUUUGUUACGGUACAAACGUGUAUUUAUGUGUCUGUGUGUGUGCGUAGGUGUGAUGUUUGACCCCCUCUCCCCAUCAUGUUUCCCCUGGAAUGAAUGCUGUUGGGUCUUCUCAAGUUCGUGUUGAAGCUGCCAAAGUCAGGGGGGGAUCUGGUCCUGCCCAUCCCCCUAUGGGAGAGCUGGGGUGCAGCUCACCUUGGGGGAAGAAAACCUCAUGCCUCAAAGUAAUUUCUUGUGAAUGCAAAGGCUGGGGGAGCAGGUCUUUGGGGGGCAAGGAGCCAGUCAGGGGCUUGUCUCCUCUCAUAGAGCUCCCCAGAUGCACCCCCGAACCCCAAUGCCUGAGAACCAGAUCUAGGCUAAUAAACGGUUCAGUUUCUCUUU